This is a messenger RNA of Sphaeroforma arctica JP610, 228 nucleotides long. RefSeq lists its product as hypothetical. The annotation marks the transcript as partial. The transcript has a single exon. The record is from RefSeq and is a predicted model, not a curated record. NCBI's taxonomy places the organism in Eukaryota, Ichthyosporea, Ichthyophonida.
GUUGAUGUGAAGCGUAAGAUUACUGCGCUGAUGAAUGAAGAGGCUGGCAAGUAUGAGGAGCAACAGACUAUCCGCAGCAAAGUGGGACGCAGCAGCAAACACGUUCAUAACGUAUUCCCAUUCUGCCACAACUUCCCCGUUUUUGCUAGAGCUGUUGAGGCGAAGCUGUUUGGACAAGUAAGUAGUAUACAAGCAGCAAAAAUGUUUGGAACCGUACUCAUUUUCUAA